This is a messenger RNA of Suillus subaureus, 1665 nucleotides long. Its product is annotated as permease for cytosine/purines, uracil, thiamine, allantoin-domain-containing protein. The transcript has 12 exons. Gene Ontology annotation, cellular component: plasma membrane. Gene Ontology annotation, biological process: transmembrane transport; nucleobase transport. Gene Ontology annotation, molecular function: nucleobase transmembrane transporter activity. The record is from RefSeq and is a predicted model, not a curated record. Bases 1 to 1665 code for a protein of 554 amino acids. Lineage: Eukaryota; Fungi; Basidiomycota; Agaricomycetes; Boletales; Suillaceae.
AUGGGUUUGAUCAAUAGGAUCAUCCAAAGCCUUGAAGUCACUCAUGAGCCCAGUCUUACGCUCACCAAGCAGCUCAUUACCAACGAUGACUUGAUGCCUGUCGAGCCAGAAAAACGUACAUGGCGCGGAUACAACUACGUUGCCUUCUGGAUGGCCGACAUGUUUAAUAUAAACAUGUGGAUGAUCGUAUCUUCCAUGAUCCAACUAGGAAUGUCGUGGUGGCAAGCCUGGAUAUGCGUCUGGCUAGGUUACGGCAUUGCCACACCGUUCCUUGUCCUGAAUGCGCGUCCUGGGGCCAUUUUCCAUGUGACGUUCCCAAUUGUGAACCGCACGAGUUUCGGAACGUUUGGGAGCCUGUGGUGUGUCUUUAAUCGUGUUGCUAUGGCGUGCAUAUGGUAUGGUGUUCAAGCUAGCAUCGGAGGUUCAUGUGUGCUCGUAAUGCUCAGAGCGAUAUGGCCCAGCAUUAACGAUCUUCCAAAUUCGAUGUCAGUGUCCUCUGGAACGAACACCCGGGAUUUCCUGUGCUUCUUCCUCUUUUGGCUCAUUUCGCUACCCGUUAUUUGGUUCCCCGUGCACAAGGUCCGCCACUUCUUCCUCGCGAUACCCAUUCUAAUGCCCAUAACCUCAAUCGCGUUCCUCAUAUGGUGCAUCGUGAAAGCUCACGGAAUCGGUCCGAUCAUACACCAAUCUUCCACACUGCACGGAUCAAAGCUAGGCUGGGCCAUGGUGGUCAGUUCCAUGUCAUGCAUCGCUAACAAGGUGACGCUGGUCACGAACGCACCGGACUUCGCCUCCCGCGCUCGCACCCCAUCGGCCGCGCUAUACCCGCAACUGUUUGCACUGCCCCUGACUGCAUCGUUUGUGUGUUUGAUUGGAAUUCUCGUGAGCUCGUCAUCGCAGGCAAUUUACGGAACAGCCAUCUGGUCACCUAUCGAUCUUUUGGGAAAUUUCUUGAAUGACAAUCCAUCGAAAGCCACGAGAUUCGGGGUGUGGUUUAUCUCGGGGUCAUUCAUGAUUGCACAGGUAACUUCGCUUGUUUUCUUUGACGUUUGCACGAAUAUCUCUGCGAACUCGGUGUCGGCAGGAUGUGAUCUGACUGCAUUGUUCCCUCGUUUCGUUAACAUCCGACGUGGCGGGUAUAUCGCUGCUACCGUUGGUUUCGCCAUGUGUCCAUGGAACCUUCUGAAAAAUAGUAAUGAGUUCACUUCUUAUCUUUCCGCAUAUUCAGUGUUCCUGAGUUCCAUUGCUGGGGUGAUGGUGACGGAAUACUACAUCAUCCGCAAGGGUCACUACAACGUAAAGGACUUGUACAGUAGCGAGAAGGGCAGCUGGUACUGGUACACGUAUGGGAUAAACUUCCGGGCAUACGCCGCGUAUAUUGCCGGCAUCCUUAUCAACGUUGUCGGUUUUGCUGGAGCUACUGGGCGGACAGUCCCUCUAGCAGCUACCCGGAUAUACGAACUAUCAUUCUUCACGGGCUUUGGGGUUUCUGCAUUCGUCUAUUGGGUUCUGAAUCGUGUUUUCCCAGUGGUCGGCACUGCGGAUACGUUCGAGGAAAUCGACGUUUCUGGAUAUGAAUGUGAGGCAGGUGGUUCACGGGGUAUUGAGGAAAUGAACAUAGACAUGAGGGAUGUCGGAUCAGAGACUGGUGCGAGUGAAAAGUAA